AUGACUUUGCAGCCAAUAAAGUCAACAAAAUCCGGUAACCCCGAAUUUGACGAAGCUUCCCAAAAAGAACUUGCCAAAUUUCUCGAAGGAGAGAAUGCUAAAAUGCGUCUUCAACAAUCGAUCCACACUUUUACUGAUCUCUGUUGGGAUAAAUGUAUCACCAAGAUUGGUAAUAAGAUUGAUCGUGGAGAAGAGACUUGCCUGGUGAAUUGCGUUGAAAGGUUCUUGGAUACUAGCCUAUUCAUAGUUAAAAGAUUAGAAGAAACUCGAAAUCAGUGA
Racocetra fulgida is the source of this 279-nucleotide messenger RNA. NCBI's taxonomy places the organism in Eukaryota, Fungi, Glomeromycota, Glomeromycetes, Diversisporales, Gigasporaceae. The record is from the annotation of a GenBank genome assembly.